Messenger RNA from Penaeus monodon (black tiger shrimp), 1809 nucleotides. Its product is annotated as cyclic AMP-dependent transcription factor ATF-4-like. Gene Ontology annotation, cellular component: nucleus. Gene Ontology annotation, molecular function: DNA-binding transcription activator activity, RNA polymerase II-specific; RNA polymerase II transcription regulatory region sequence-specific DNA binding. NCBI's taxonomy places the organism in Eukaryota, Metazoa, Arthropoda, Malacostraca, Decapoda, Penaeidae. Gene Ontology annotation, biological process: regulation of transcription by RNA polymerase II. The record is from RefSeq and is a predicted model, not a curated record.
GUUUUUACACACCUCUUUGGUGAUAUCACCAACAACCACUUUAUCGAGAAGAGCCGAGAAAUCUGACAGCCAUGGAGUACAACGCAAACGAGAUAGCCGGAUGGCUAUUUGAGGCUGAGCAGGAUUUUACCUUCGGGGCCAAGGCAGCAACCUGCCUGCAUCCUGCCACGAUUCAAGAUGCUGCAACAUCCAGUUCUCCCUUUGAACUUCCAGACUGGAUGGAGACCCGUGACAACUUGGGCCUCACCAACGAUGGUCUUUUUGAAGAUAUCAUGCUGCCAAAUAACUUAAAAGAUCUUCCCUCUACCACCACCCAAGUUCUGGCCUAUGGCAUGGAAGAGGAGGACUACAGCAAUACCAUCAAACCAGAAGACAUGCUUGUCCCUCUGUCCGAACUACAGCCCCAGGAAAGUACCCCUCCGAGAAUCUCAGUUCCAGUUUCUGAGCCACCCAAAAUUACCAUUAAUGUGAAGAAGGUCAUUGUACUACCUACAACAGCCAUGAAGAACAAAACUGUUACAAACUUCAAUAUUCCUAAAGCUAGCAGUAAUGUCCAGAUGAAUCCUGCUGUACCAUCACAAAAGACCCAGCUUGCUCAGCCUGACAAUCAAGACUCUAGUCUAGCUGAAGCUGAUGAUCUCCUUGAUGAAUGGAUGAAAAUAGUUGGGAAUGAACCCCAUUUGGGAGAGCUUGAUUCAUCAAUGGUAGAAGAUUUCCAAGACUUGCUCUCCCAACUGGAAACCCCUGAUUCUCAGUUAGAUACAUCAGAUGUCUCAUCAUGGGGAUCAGAACCUGCUUCCCCUGUUUCCCUUCCAUCGCCUGUACCAUCCUGUGGAAGUGUCUCUCCAGCUCAGUCUAACAAUGACUUGUCCUUCCUUAACAUUUACUCACCAAAAUCUGAGAAGUCUGGAGCUGGAGCAUCACCAUAUGCAGUUUCUGAAGUCACGUGGAGUCCAAGUGAAGCAUCCUUUGGAGUUCCUCCAUCACCUCUUACCAUCGACAAAUCUGCCCUGUCACCAGCAGAUGCAACACCCUUUGUUGAGGAAGAUUGGAACAGAUCAGAAUUGCAUUCUUAUUCACGUUCUCCCUCCAAAAGGAAGUCACGUAAGGCGAGUGCUCGUGUAGCACCCUAUCCAGAAAACAAACGUGAGCGUAAGAAGGAACAAAACAAGCAAGCAGCAUUACGCUACAGGCAGAAAAAGAAACAGGAAGAUGAUGAGAUAAUGGCUAAAAUAACUGCUGAAGAAGAAAGGCAGAAAGAGUUACAAGCAAGAUACAAAAACUUGAAGCAGGAGUUGACAUGUAUGAAGAAGAUUUUGAGGGAAGUCUUUAUAGCUACAGGAGUUGUAUCAGCUGAUGCUUUCAAAAAGAAGUGAAAGGAUCUCAGUACAAAUUUCACAAUAAUGAUUUUCUAGUAAUUUGGCAGGAUGGUGCAUUGCUUGACAUAUAAUAGAUUCACAGGCAAGAUGCUGUUUUGGCCCCUUUCUGUCCCUUAGGUUAAGAUGGUGUCGGAUUGAAUGCAUGGAGUGGAAUGAAUUGCAUCCUUUGUGAUGAAAGUUUUAAACUGGAUGAUAAGUUGAGGAUACAGUAGAUUCCACAUCAUGGUUCAACACAAUACGAAGAACAAGACAAAAGUUUUGAUCUUUAAUUAUUUGUUUCAGAUGUUCAAUGCAUUAGGACUGGAUAACUUUUGUCAGGUUCUGGAUCAUAAUUUUUUUAAUAGUAUAUUCAAUUUUAAUUAAUAGAUGUAGGUAAUCUUUUAUUUUAUGGUAUUUGUAGUAAAAUCAGUAGUAAAUAUAUAACCACCAA